AUUUCGCCAUCAACCAUCUUACUUGCGCCGAGCUUUAAAAACACAGAAGGUGUGUUCUUGAAGUCCUAUUCGCCUACUUGGGUACGCCAGCACAGGAACAAUGCUGUUUCUUCUGCUUAGCCUUGCUUUCCCUCAGUGCAUACUAGGCGCUGGAAUUUCUGAUUUGAGCUUAACAGGCAUUGGCAUUCAGCGCCCCGGCUAUGGUUUUCAUCAUCUUCCGCACGAAGAGAAUCCUCAACAUUUCCACGAGCAACUACUGAGAGACCUGACAGAUAUCGCUGAGCCAAUCUUCAUUAAAAAAAGAAACUAUGAGACAAACACUCCAAACCGCUGUCACUCGGCUCAGAAGAUUUCACAGCUGUACGACGGUUCUUUCUGGUACAACCUCAACGUACGGACUCUUACGAGAGCCGGAUACCAGUACUACACUUUUCCAAACAUUGCUAUUCCAUUCCGGACGGGACAGCAUUUAUACCCCAAUGCUCUGUUGUACAGGUUUACUCCAGUGCACGCUGAAGUACUUCGCAAGAUCUUGACCAUAAACAAGCGUCUUGGCUGUGCAGUCUUGGUUGAACAGCGCAGUGAUGGUACGAAAGGAUGCCAACUAGUGCAGACAAGUAGCACGGUUGACUACCCAGUUCCACAACAAUGUCAAAGGGCAUACGACAUGAACUGCAAAGGAAAGAGCAUUACGCUUUAUGAACCGAGCUGCAAGAUUCGCUCGCCAUACUUAUCCCCCUACUAGCACUUUUAAACGCAUGUUGUUCGUGAGCUAGGUCGAUUACCAUCGAUGCCUUGCUCGCAGCGUCUUGAAUAACUCCUACACGAAGCUUCAAAACACUGCCUGCUGUUGACAUACCAGACAGUGUUGUGGUAAUAAAAGCCUUCGCUUGUUCA
Messenger RNA from Dermacentor andersoni, 897 nucleotides. NCBI's taxonomy places the organism in Eukaryota, Metazoa, Arthropoda, Arachnida, Ixodida, Ixodidae. The record is from RefSeq and is a predicted model, not a curated record.